Molecule: messenger RNA, 1077 nt
Organism: Clonostachys byssicola
Lineage: Eukaryota; Fungi; Ascomycota; Sordariomycetes; Hypocreales; Bionectriaceae
Source: the annotation of a GenBank genome assembly
AUGGCUUCCCCUCAGCAGAUCCGGACUCCCCUCACAGAUCUUUUCAAGAUCAACCACCCCGUGCUGUUGGCAGGCAUGAACGUCGCCGCUGGCCCCCGUCUAGCAGCCGCUGUCUCCAAUGCCGGAGGCCUGGGCGUCAUCGGCGGUCUUGGAUACACACCUGACAUGCUUCGCGAGCAAAUCGCCGAACUGAAAGGUUAUCUUAUUGACAAGAAUGCUCCCUUUGGUAUCGAUCUCCUCCUGCCCCAAAUCGGAGGAAACGCGAGGAAGACCAAUUACGACUACACAAAAGGAAAGCUCAAUGAGCUUAUUGACGCCAUUAUCGACUCGGGAGCCAAGCUCUUCGUGUCCGCUGUUGGUGUGCCUCCCAAGGCUGUGGUUGAUAAGCUACACGCCAAUGGCAUCGUCUACAUGAACAUGGUCGGCCACGUCAAGCAUAUCAAAAAGUGCCUCGCCCUCGGUGUGGACAUCAUCUGUGCUCAAGGUGGCGAGGGAGGAGGUCACACUGGUGACACCCCAACUACAGUCCUCAUCCCAGCUGCCGUAGAAGCUUGCAAGGGUCACAAGUCUCCUCUCACAGGGCAGCCCGUGCAGGUUGUUGCCGCCGGUGGUAUUCACAAUGGCCAGCUGUUGGCAGCGGCCCUCAACAUGGGAGCCAGUGGCGUGUGGGUGGGCACAAGGUUUAUUCUUACCGAGGAGGCCGGGGCCACAGACCACCACAAGGAAGUUGUCCGUACUGCUGGUCACGACGACAAUAUCCGGACCCUUGUCUACAGUGGCCGCCCUAUGCGGGUGAGGAGUAACCCCUAUCUGGAGGCGUGGGAGAAUGAGCGCAAGCAGGAGCAGCAAGCGCUCCUGGCCAAGGGAGUCAUCCCUUACGACGCGGAUGUGGACGUUGCUAGUGUCAAGGAUGACGAGGCUAGGCUUGACGAGCUUGAGAAGUAUGACAAGCUCCUGAUGGGCAAGUGUGCUGCUGUUGUCAAUGAGUUGAAGCCUGCCAAGGCUGUUGUUGAUGAGUUUGUCACUGAUGCGACUGCUUGGAUAAAGAAGACCCAUGGAAUGAUUGCUAAGCUAUAG